AUGACGGAUCAGGAGAGUCUUGAAGAUGUUGGGAUGAUCCCAGCUGAGAAAGUAACAAAAGAUCUACAUCGAGUGAUAAUUAAUGAUGACCUUAAGAAAUUAUUUUUUGUCGAUACAAGUCUUAGCGCAGCCGAGUUGCAAGAGCUGAUUUCUUUUCUCCUUGGCAGCAUCAAUGUUUUUGCAUGGUCACCUUAUGACAUGCCAAGAGUAGACCCAACCAUUACUAUGCAUAGCUUGAAUGUUGACACCAAAGCUAAGCCAAUCGUUCAGAGAAGUUAUUGUUCAGCUGUUGAACAUACCGUGGCCAUAAUUAACGAAGUUGACAAGCUAUUAGAAGCUGGAGCAAUUUGGGAAAUUACCUAUCCCACGUGGUUGUCUAAAACUGUUGUGUUAGAGAAGAAGACCAGGUCAUGCUUCUCUCUAUUGUUUGUCAUUAAAGCAUGCACCCAAAAGUCCUUACUCAUUGAAGGGAAACAAAUCCAUGCCCUUGUCAUAAACCUUGGCUUUGAACCCAUCAUUCAUCUCCAAACCUCACUCAUUGACUUGUAUUCUGGUGUGGGAGAUAUUAGCAAUGCACACCACGUGUUUGAUGAAAUACCCAUUAAAAAUGUUGUCUGUUGGACUGCUUUGAUUUCUGGGUAUGUUGAUAACCAGAAACCCAACAAAGCUCUUCAACUGUUUAGGAAAAUGCAGAUGGUUAAUGUAGAGCCUGAUCGAGUUACGUUGACUGUUGCUCUCUCUGCUUGUGUCGAUGUUGGAGCUUUGGAUAUGGGAGAAUGGAUUCACGGUUAUGUUCGUAGAAAAAAAGAACUCGAUAUUGACUUGUGCCUAAACAAUGCUCUCAUAAACAUGUAUGCAAAAUGCAGGGACAUUGAAAUUGCUAGGAGGUUGUUGAUAGCGCGAGGAAAAAAGACGUCACGACUUGGACAUCCAUGA
This is a messenger RNA of Camellia sinensis, 936 nucleotides long. NCBI's taxonomy places the organism in Eukaryota, Viridiplantae, Streptophyta, Magnoliopsida, Ericales, Theaceae. The record is from RefSeq and is a predicted model, not a curated record.